This is a messenger RNA of Oncorhynchus mykiss (rainbow trout), 1433 nucleotides long. Its product is annotated as sphingolipid delta(4)-desaturase DES1. Gene Ontology annotation, cellular component: membrane. Gene Ontology annotation, molecular function: sphingolipid delta-4 desaturase activity. Gene Ontology annotation, biological process: ceramide biosynthetic process. The record is from RefSeq and is a predicted model, not a curated record. Lineage: Eukaryota; Metazoa; Chordata; Actinopteri; Salmoniformes; Salmonidae.
GGAGUCUUUUCAGUGAGUCAUUCACAGAUGCGAUUCGGUUCCCGACGUUCACCAAAAAUAGCCGUUUGUUCGCAAACGACCAAUCGACGUUACUGCGCAGUCCCGCGGCGCCGGAGAGGGUGGUGUGAGUCCGUUAGGUAACCAGGGAGUGAACUUGACACUUUUAGUAAAGCAAAUGUUUUGAGACGUUCAUUUUCGGUUACUUACACCAACAAAAAGAUAUGGGUAACCGUGUCGCUCGUGAGGAUUACGAAUGGGUUUAUACAGAUCAGCCACAUGCCGACAGGAGGAAAGACAUUUUGGCAAAGUACCCAGAAAUAAAGACACUCAUGGGGCCUGAUCCCAGGCUGAAGUGGAUUGUUUGCAUGAUGGUAAUCAUCCAGUUCUUAGCGUUCUACCUGGUCAAAGACCUGGACUGGAAAUGGGUCCUGUUCUGGACUUAUGCCUUUGGCAGCUGCAUCAACCACUCUAUGACCCUGGCCAUCCACGAGAUCUCCCACAACACGGCAUUUGGCAACAACAGGGCCAUGUGGAACCGCUGGUUUGCCAUGUUUGCUAACCUGCCCAUCGGGCUGCCGUAUUCUGCCUCCUUUAAGCGCUACCACCUGGACCACCACCGCUACCUGGGAGGAGACGGUAUAGACGUAGACAUCCCUACUGAUUUUGAGGGCUGGUUCUUCUGCACACGCUUCCGCAAGUUUGUCUGGAUCAUCCUCCAGCCUCUGUUCUACGCCAUCCGCCCUCUCUGCAUCAACCCCAAGCCCAUCACCGGCCUGGAGCUGGCCAACGUGGCCGUGCAGCUGUCCUUCAACGUGGCCCUCUACUGGCUGUGUGGAGCCAAGCCUGUGGUGUACAUGAUGGCGGGCUCCUUGCUGGGAAUGGGCCUGCACCCCAUCUCUGGACACUUUAUCGCUGAGCACUACAUGUUUCUCAAGGGCCAUGAGACCUACUCCUACUAUGGCUCCCUCAACCUGCUCACCUUCAAUGUGGGCUACCACAACGAGCACCACGACUUCCCCAGCAUUCCAGGACGUAGGCUACCUAUGGUGAAGAAAAUAGCAUCAGAGUACUAUGAUGACCUGCCCCACUACACAUCGUGGGUGAAGGUCCUGUAUGACUUCAUUAUGGAUGACCAGCUCAGCCCCUACUCUCGUGUGAAGAGGAGGCUGAAGGGAGACGUCAAGCAGGAAUAAAUCCUUCCCUUCUCCUACUCUCGUAACAAAACGACACUGACGCACCUGACACCAGCCCCAACUCGCCACCAAGACUUUUUACAGCUUUUGCAUAUUAAUACACAUUUGCACUGAAUGUGAAGAGAAUGUGUGGACAGGACAUGUGCGACAUGUAUGUAAGAAUUUGUUCAGUCCGUCCUUACAAACAAAAUAAUUUGUUCUACUAGUCAAUACACACAAUUACAGUUGUCAUUUCACCCA